Mixia osmundae IAM 14324 is the source of this 384-nucleotide messenger RNA. RefSeq lists its product as uncharacterized. Gene Ontology annotation, molecular function: DNA-directed RNA polymerase activity; zinc ion binding; nucleic acid binding. The transcript has 3 exons. Gene Ontology annotation, biological process: DNA-templated transcription; termination of RNA polymerase I transcription. Bases 1 to 384 code for a protein of 127 amino acids. The record is from RefSeq and is a predicted model, not a curated record. Lineage: Eukaryota; Fungi; Basidiomycota; Mixiomycetes; Mixiales; Mixiaceae. Gene Ontology annotation, cellular component: RNA polymerase I complex.
AUGGACGACACUCUGCCAGAUGUCAUCGGCACACUCGUGUUCUGCGGGCCUUGCGGCAAUCUGCUCAACAACCCCGCGCCCGGCGAGUCACACGUAUUAUGCGAAAUCUGUGGCUACAGAGAGCCUGUCUCGACCUUUCACAGCAUCAAGGUCACCACCCACACUCGAGAGAGCGCGUUCCCCUCGAGCUUGCGGCAAAAACGUACACUCGUACAGCCGACCGAUCAAGUGUCGUCGAGCAAGCAGCUCAUCGACGAAAGAUGUCCCAAGUGCGACAGCAAGCAGAUGGAAUUCAGUACGCUCCAGAUGAGAUCUGCCGACGAAGGCAGCACUGUCUUCUACACCUGCCCGCGCUGCGCCUACAAGUACUCGACGAACAACUGA